Messenger RNA from Chlorocebus sabaeus (green monkey), 1673 nucleotides. RefSeq names its product enoyl-CoA hydratase domain containing 3 (gene ECHDC3). Lineage: Eukaryota; Metazoa; Chordata; Mammalia; Primates; Cercopithecidae. Gene Ontology annotation, molecular function: hydro-lyase activity. Gene Ontology annotation, cellular component: mitochondrion. The record is from RefSeq and is a predicted model, not a curated record.
CGGGGCGUGCCGGGGCGGGGCGUAGUGGGGACGGUGCCUGGCCUGGGGCGUCCUGGAGAAGCCUGGGCCUGUCAGACAGUUCCCUCCGGGUCUCGGCCACAGCCGAGUUCCGUCGAGUUCCGUCCAGUUCCGUCCCGGCUCUGCUCACAGCUGCGCCCUCAGAGCGCCCAGCACCUGCGGCCGGUCAGACAGCGCGAUCCUGCAGCGCCUGGCCGUCCCGGAUGCCAUGGCAGCCGUCGCCGUCUUGCGGGCCUUCGGGGCGAGGGGGCCCAUGUGUCUCCGGCGCGGCCCCUGGGCCCAGCACCCCGCCCGCUUCUGCAGCCGGGACCCGGCCGGAGCGGGGCGGCGGGAGUCGGAGCCGCGGCCCACCAGCGCGCGGCAGCUGGACGGCAUAAGGAACAUCGUCCUGAGCAAUCCCAAGAAGAGGAACGCGUUGUCACUUGCAAUGCUGAAAUCUCUGCAGAGUGACAUUCUUCAUGACGCUGACAGCAACGAUCUGAAAGUCAUCAUCAUCUCGGCUGAGGGGCCUGUGUUUUCUUCUGGGCAUGAUUUAAAGGAGCUGACAGAGGAACAAGGCCGUGAUUACCAUGCCGAAGUAUUUCAGACCUGUUCCAAGGUCAUGAUGCUCAUCCGGAACCACCCUGUCCCCGUCAUUGCCAUGGUCAAUGGCCUGGCCACAGCUGCCGGCUGUCAACUGGUUGCCAGCUGCGACAUUGCCGUGGCCAGCGACAAGUCCUCUUUUGCCACUCCUGGGGUGAACAUCGGGCUCUUCUGUUCUACCCCUGGGGUUGCCUUGGCAAGAGCAGUGCCUAGAAAGGUGGCCUUGGAGAUGCUCUUUACUGGGGAGCCCAUUUCUGCCCAGCAGGCCCUGCUCCACGGGCUGCUCAGCAAAGUGGUGCCAGAGGCAGAGCUGCAGGAGGAGACCAUGCGGAUCGCGCGGAAGAUCGCGUCACUGAGCCGCCCGGUGGUGUCCCUGGGCAAAGCCACCUUCUACAAGCAGCUGCCCCAGGACCUGGGGACGGCUUACUACCUCACCUCCCAGGCCAUGGUGGACAACCUGGCCCUGCGGGACGGGCAGGAGGGCAUCACGGCCUUCCUCCAGAAGAGAAAACCCAUCUGGUCACACGAGCCCGUAUGAGUGGAGGCAGAGGAGUGAGGCCCAUGGGCAGUGCCCAGGAGCCCGCCCUCCCCUCUGACCCCAACCCCACACUGCCUCUCAGCUUCAGCAGGCAACAGACGAGCUGCUUCUGUGACUUGAUACUGGUGUCACAGCAUUUGGCCUACAUUAAAAGCCACGCUUUCAUGGUGAAAGACAAAAUGGGGAGUGACUGAGGUGCUGACCUCGGUGCAAGGCUGGUGAGCCCUGUAGCGGGCCAGCUAUGGCAGGAAGCCUGGCAUUUGGGGUGCUCCUUACAACAUCUUAAGCCAGCGACCCCCUGACAUAGCAGAAGGUGACAACCCAUGGAGGCAGGAAAGAAGGACACCAGCCUGACCCUUAUCCAAAACCUCCUCCUAGGUGGAGUUAAUCCUGGCUGCUCAGGAGAGGCAACACAUUUCAAAUCUCCAUGAGAUAUUCUCCACGCAGAAAAUCUUCUCGAAUCUAUAGAGACGUAAUCAUGCCUAUGGCUUUGAAUAAUCUUAUGUGAUUCAAAUAAAUUUAAUCUUUACAGAGA